CCGACCUUACCUUAGGUAGCCUAUCCUAUCAACUAAAGAACAUCAAUUUUUGCUUCUUCUCUGGUUAUAACUUACAUUAAUACUAAUAUAUACUCUCUAACCUCCUACAUAUAACCAUAUAUACACUUUAUACCUACCUAACUACUUUAUUCACCCGCCAUAAAUGCCCAACGAACCGUCACCUCAAAUAUCCAUCACAUCUGGAGUCGAUCAGUUCGAGAUUAGGAAACACGUUGAAGAGAAAGAGAGGGGACCUUUCUAUACAUCUUAUACAUCUUUACCGUACCAGAGAGUCAACACAUAGGUACUACAUUACUACACAGUAAGGUAGUCAGUCAGACAAUAUGGUACUCUGCAAUUUACACAUAGUCUCCCUUAAGCACGGCAUCUCGCACCGUUCAUUCCUCGGCAAGCUCCGACGGAAUGGCGUUAACCCCGUCAUUCAGGCGCGGGUCGUGCGGUGGAUGAUCCUGCCUUCGCAGAUGUCUUCGGGGCAUCUCUUAGGCAGGAACAUCAGCUGGGACCUCCUUCUGAUCCUCGAGGGCAAGACCUCUUUCCCACAGGAGACCCAUCCGGACAUCGAGGCCGUCUGGAGCGCCAUGUGCGUUGUCUCGGACAAAUCGCUGUCGGGCUACGCAGCUACCAACACGGAGCUCAUGCACCCACCACUCGGAACGGUGAUCCCACCGGAGCUCCACGCCGACGAGCCGUCCAUGCCGUCGUCCUCGUCCUCGUCGUCUUUUUCGUCGUCGAGCCCGCCCCAAAACCUCGAAGUGAGCCUCGAGCUGAGCGGCUGGAUCGCCUCGCUGCCCCGCCCCUUACGCGAGCACCCUAUCUCCAUGCUAAACCUGCUCGCCUUCCGCCCGGGAAAGAAGGACCAGUACAAGCAGUACCACAAGGCGUUCGCGUCCGAGGUCGGCGCCCGACACGGCGGACGCGUCAAGCUUGUCGGGAGGGUCACGGGCGGACAAGCCCAAGGGGACGGGUGGGACGAGAUCUCCUUCGUGCACUACCCUUCCAUCCAACAUUUCGCUGCCAUGACUUCCAGCAGAAACUACCAAAAGGUCAACCACGAAUACCGCCUCGGCGCGCUCAAGGACACGUUCACUCUGUGCGUGGUCGAGGUGGACGAUAACGGGGAUCUUAUCAAUCCCGGCCCCGUCAAGGAGAAGCUAUAAUGGACGAACAGAGGAGGGUUUGGACUACAACGAAUAAACAUUAAACAACAUCAAAAAUCAAACACACACACACAAUAUAGGGUUUCACGAAAAGGAUACCUAAUGAAUGAGCAUCGAUCGAUAUUUGCAUGAGCAUUAAUGCGGUGGGGAUGAGAGAGAGUCGUCCGUUAGGAAGAAAGUCGACAUUAUUUACAAACGAUAACCACGACCAUAACAACAACAACAACUACAACUACAACGAAGAGGACGAAGACGAAGAUAAAGAUGACAGCGGAUGGGGUUGAAAUGACUGGAUACCUAGGUAUGUUGUAUGUGGGUGGGUAGGUUAGGCAUGAUCUCUUGUUUAUUUUAGACUCUAGAGCAUAUCAUAUCACACCCAUAUCAUGCAUCUUUUUGUUUUCCUACGAUACCUACUACCUACUAUCUACCUACAUAUUGCCUAGUACCUAAUAUCAAGAAUUUAAAAAUAAACAAAAUUGAGAAAAAAUAUUAAGAAGAAUGUAUUUAGCUAGAACAUGUACCUAGAUAUUCUCGUGUGCCUACCUACCUUAGAUAGAAUUACAUGGGUAGAAAGAUUAGCAUGAGAGAGAGAAGGGACUGCUACAUAAUAGCUAAUGCCUCAUCAACCGCAACUCACAUAACAAAGAUAAAUGACAAUUACAAUAGCAUACACUAUUACUAUGUAGUGUAUAACCUACUAAAACUACCGAAGCAAUAUUACACAUAGAAAGAU
This is a messenger RNA of Hypoxylon fragiforme, 1911 nucleotides long. RefSeq lists its product as uncharacterized. The transcript has a single exon. NCBI's taxonomy places the organism in Eukaryota, Fungi, Ascomycota, Sordariomycetes, Xylariales, Hypoxylaceae. The record is from RefSeq and is a predicted model, not a curated record. The coding region runs from base 345 to 1178 and encodes 277 amino acids.